AUGGUCAAAUUCGCCGUGGGUAUAUUUCUCUUACGCUUCUGUAUCGAACGCUACCAUAGAUGGGUUAUCUAUGCCAUUUUCGUCCUUCUCACUUGUCUCACCAUUUUCAUCUUCAUCUUCGUUCUCCUUCAGUGCCGGCCACCAUCGUGGUUCUGGAACCAAGCGAUCAACCCACACGGCAGUUGCGAUGGGAAGGGCCUCAUCAGAGCUGCCUAUGUGCAUUCAGCCAUUACAGCCUUGAGCGAUUCAACCCUUGGACUCCUGCCGAUCCUCAUUGUCCGAAGUCUACAUUUACCCCGCUACAUCAAGAUUCACGUUGCUGUGAUUCUGGCACUUGGCUCAGUUGCCUGUUUCGCAACGAUUGCAAGGAUGUGUUUUGUUCACCAGCUCACCGACCCGAAGAAUCUAUUCUAUAAUAUCGGCGUGAUAUGCUGGUCUUAUGUUGAGGUUGGCGUUGCACUCAUUACCUCGUCUGCUGCAACGCUCCGCCCCCUGCUGGACCAACUAGAAUGUUUCGUUCCCCGAUGGCGACGUUUGAAGUCCAACCAAUACACCUCGAAUGGCUCGAAUCAUCAUGUCACAUCCCCAACAACCUUUGAGGAGGCGCUUCAACAGGAUAGUCCAGGUAUGGCUCUUGCCCCCAUUGCCCCUUUAUCCCAAGUAUAA
Messenger RNA from Aspergillus caelatus, 666 nucleotides. RefSeq lists its product as uncharacterized. The transcript has 2 exons. Lineage: Eukaryota; Fungi; Ascomycota; Eurotiomycetes; Eurotiales; Aspergillaceae. The coding region runs from base 1 to 666 and encodes 221 amino acids. The record is from RefSeq and is a predicted model, not a curated record.